AUGGCCAACAGAAUGGACAAAACCUCCACUCUCCCAAGCUCUGCAGCUCCCUGUCCACAACAAGAGACUCUGCCUCUCUCAGCACCACUGGAUUCUUCUAUUUCCAUGUCCAGGAUGACAACCUCGAGUGAACGGGAAGCGAACAGCUGCGCCCGCCAUCAUGUUGAGAUUGAUGUGGACGAAAUAGAAGCAGCCUUAGCCGUGCAAGGUGGCUCUGAACGAAAGGCAGCAGCUACCCUACCGGCGCAAGAGAAUACUAGUACUAGUAAUGGUCAGCUCAAGAAACCACCUCCAGCUCAACCUCCCUCUUCUACUAGUAGCAGCACAUCCAAGCUGGCUUGCGACAAAUCCUCCAAGAUGGCUGCCAUGGCGCCUACGGUUGCCAGUAUACCGUUUGUAGAAGACGACGACCUUUCCAGUAGAGCAUCCACAGCUAGCAGCAUUCAUUGCAACAACUACUACGAUGACCCAUACAUCCCAUCUCACAUGGCCAACGCCUUGAUGGAAGGCCUUCAACCCAUGCCGAAUCAUCAUCUCAGCAAUCAAAAUGGAAAUGAAAAACGGUAUCUCGACGACAAUGGAUUCGACAUAAGAACACCCGGAGCCCAUGCCGUCGGUGGUCGCCCGCCCUUUGCUUCACCUACAUGUAGUAGAAUACAGACGUCUUCUCCCUUUAUAUCUUCUACCGCAGCACAACAUGCAUCCACGGAGGACGAAGAGCUCGCACUGAGUGCCAAUGUCGUCGAGGAAGGCGUCGACCCUCGUGCCAUGGGCAAUAGCAGUGGCAACCAUACGCGCCAGCAUCUACGUCGAACUCCUUUGGAAGUCAUUGAAGGCAAAGCCAUUCCCAGUAGCUCGGAUCCCUCCGCUUCCUCUUCUACCAAGGAAUCCAAGUGGGUGUACCUUUUCAUGGUGGUGUUGGCCCUGGGGGCUGCCGUGUUGAUGGUUAUGAUAUUGAUCUUGCAAGGAAACAAAAACGAUACCAGCGCCCCGCCCAGCAGUAUUCCCGCAGCAGUCACCCUUUCUCCAACCACAACCACCGCACGACAACGAGUCGACUACCCACCGUUUCAAGACGACCUUCCGGCAGACAUUCUGGCCGAUCUACAACAAGACCCGGACAGUCCCACGGCCAAAGCCAAUGCCUGGAUGAAUAACGAUCCUCAUCUCGAACGCUAUUCCAAGGGACGCCAGCGGCAACGAUUUGCCUUUGUCACCUUUUACCAUGCCACCGGUGGCCCUGACUGGUUGCAUCAAGACCACUGGUUGGACUAUACCGUUUCCGAGUGCCGUUGGUAUUCGUCUUUUGAUCCCCUCCAUAACAAUGCAUAUCCCGCCAUUUACGACGACGCACGAAUCUGCGAUGACGACGAAAAUCUACUGGUCUUUGAUUUGCACGGCAACAACCUCCGCGGUCUGCUGCCGGGACUGACACACUUUUACCCCAAACUCCGCUAUAUGGAUGUAUCGGACAAUCACCUCUAUGGUCCACCGCCACUGUUGGCCAGCAAGUUGACCGACUUGGAAGCCUUUAUCAUUAGUAACAAUCAGUUGGAAGGACAAUUGGUGGGAGAUGCCGGCUUUGUUGCCUUUAAUGUCCGGAUUGUCAAGAUGGAUAGCAAUGCCAUUUCGGCACACCUCAAUCCCGUCUUUCGAGUCAUGCCCAAGUUGCAAGUCAUGAACAUUACGUCGAAUCAGUUUCACAUGCAUGUGGGAACCGAACUGGCGUACACACCCGACAUGAUCUAUCUGGGCAUGGCAGACAAUCAACUUUAUGGGAGUCUUCCCAGUGAAGUAGGAACACUCGCCAACUUGAAGACUCUAGAUCUUGCCAACAAUGCGGCGUUGACGGGAUCUAUUCCAAGCGAGUGGAGUCAUCUGGAGGAGCUCGCCCUAUUGGAUCUCUCUGGGACGAGUCUGACAGGGGCCAUUCCAUCGGCUUUGUGCGAUCAGCAACAGAAAGAUACAGCAUUGGAGAUUUUGGCCAAUUGCAGUCAUAUGGACUGUUGUCAGUUGUAA
Seminavis robusta is the source of this 2019-nucleotide messenger RNA. Lineage: Eukaryota; Bacillariophyta; Bacillariophyceae; Naviculales; Naviculaceae. The record is from the annotation of a GenBank genome assembly.